Molecule: messenger RNA, 1992 nt
Organism: Glarea lozoyensis ATCC 20868
Lineage: Eukaryota; Fungi; Ascomycota; Leotiomycetes; Helotiales; Helotiaceae
Exons: 3
Coding region: 1-1992 (663 amino acids)
Source: RefSeq, a predicted model, not a curated record
AUGAUUCGCCUCUCGCCUACCGCAAUCGUACUUGGGGAAAGCGAUGUGCGAGACUUCUUACAACGCGAGAGUCAACGGAGAGUAGAAGCACAGCUUGCACUUCUAGAGUCACUGACCGUCGACCCUCAUAGUGAGGACUUACGCAACUUCAGGCCUCAAAACCGCCGGCAGACCCAUGCCACUUCGACUCCUGUCAGAAGGAAUGAAUGGAAAACUCGACAGCCGAGCAUAUCUAGCAACCUUAACAGUCCACCCAGACAAGCAAGCAUUGCAACGGUUCUCGAGCGUGCAGAGUGCUCUGAAUCGUCAGAACCACACCCACAUUUCAAUGAUAAUGAGUCGUCGACUGAUUCAGCUGAUGACGAGCACGAACAGAGGUCUUGUCUUCAAUCAAACCGAACCGACUCUCGACUACCAGCGACCAAUUCCCCAGAGAAAGAGGACGAUUUUCAUUAUGGGGGAUUUACGGAGAGUCCCAGCCAAAAUAACAACUCCGCAACAUCAUCAUCUUUUGGUCCGGACGAUUUCUCAACUCCUCAACACCUCCAUCCUAUGGAUAUUAGAAGCACAAGGCCCAAGCCGCCACUACCUCGAUCACCACUGUAUCUAUCUCAGAAUAUUUCAAUGUCCCCUGAGCCUCGUCCUAUCACCGCACUUACUCCACGGGUAGUUUCUCGAGUCGCUUCGCACAACAGCCCAGGCAUAAUUUUCUCAGUUCCUCCACGAAGACCGCCACGGAUAUCUCCUAGGUUUCGGCAUCAAACGAACAGUUUCUCAUUUGAUGACUCGGAGAGAUCGAGUGCCGCGUAUGAGCAGCAACGUGCGUCUUCUGGGUCCAUGGACGAGACCACACCACGGCCAGAUGAUACAGUGAGCUUACAUGAAGAACUGAGAGACAGCUCUUUGCGCAGCUCUGCAACAAUAUCUAUCAGAGAAGAUACUCUGGGUGCACAAGAGGAGCCACGAGAAAGUACCCAGCGCAACCCGGUCACUUCAUCUGUUAGGGCUGUCAUCAUUCCGCAUUCUCAAGAAGGCAUUAAACAUCAUGUUAGCCGGCGCAAUAGAGAAAUCAUCUUCUCUUCACCGCGACUCACAGAAAGCGACGAAGAAGAAAUUGACGACGACUCCCCAGAAACAAGGUCCUCACCGAACCUACCUCUACCUCCUCCGUUUUCGUCAGCUCGAAGAAGUGCUUCAAACUCGGAAGCAUUACCAGGGAGUUAUGGACGCCCAAGUCUUGGAGCUAGUCCAGCGGACAUGCCCUCUUCCUCGCCAGACCACAGCGUGGAGCAACAAUUGGUGAUUCGAGGUUCCAGCCAACUUGACCGUAAUGACAGCCCUCAGAUAUUGGCAACACGGGGAUCCUCACCAUCCAGUCGUAUAAGCAGCACCGGCCAAUUGAUAGCUCGUGUAGUUUCAACUUAUAGAGCUCAUUCGCCGUUGAGAAGCCUCGGAAGCCGAACCCCUUCCCCAUUCCAGCAUUCUUCGCCCUUAUCAGCCUCUCCAACUCCUAGAAUCGACUCACAUGGUACGCCACGAGAUUAUCGAGUGUACAAUGAUGGUCUUUCACCAAGUACCCAGCCUCAAACGCCGGCCCACCUGCCCGAGUCUCGUCACCGAUCUCGGUUCCAUCCAUUUUGGACAGAGCCUACCAACCGGAUUGCCAGCUGGCGUGGCCGAUUGGGAGGGUUGUCUGGAAACCACGAUGGAGCGGGAAGCGGGACUUCAGAGCAACGGGCUGGCAUAUUUGCAACGCCGUCUCGAAGAACUGGUGUUAGACGUUCAGGCUCCCCAGAUGGCAUGACCGGACGAGGUUUUCAGGGCCUCUACGGGGGUCGCGAGAAUGGCGACGAUGAGCGAAGUUGGCUGGAAGGGGUGAGAUUUGACAACGCCGAGACUAGAUUGUGGGGUAUUGGAGAUGCUGGGACCACCGAUGAAAGAGUGCUCAACGACACACCGGAGAGGGAAGAUUGGAGACUCAACAUCCGGUGA